UUUUCGUACUUUUAAUCGAUUUUUUCUGUUGACAUAAUUAAUUAAAGUUUUAAGACCAAAGACCUCUCAGUACGAGUGGGAUCUUCGUGGAAAACACACGGGGGUGAAAUGUAUGAUGUUAAGGAAUCCUAUAUGCAUCCUCAUUACGGCCCCAAAUCCCAUGGCAGCGAUGCUGGGCUAUUAAGACUGUACUCAAAUCUCCGAUUCUCGUCGAGGGUCCUGCCUAUUCUACUGGCUGAGAGGGAUAGUAGACUUCCAGCUAACCAAUUGGCAAUCGUCUCUGGAUGGGGCAAUUUGAGAGAAAAUGGACAGAGUCCAAAAUUCUUGCAAUCAGCAAGCAUCAGAACAAUUGUCAUGAAGCUGUGCCGCCAGUCAGGGGUGAAACGAAACGUAAUUGACCCAGAGACUAUGUUUUGCGCCGGCUCUUUUACACAACCAUCACCCGAUGCAUGCCAGGGUGACAGCGGUGGACCCAUAGUAUCGGAAGGGUUGCUCAUCGGAGCAGUGUCAUGGGGCAUGGGAUGUGCGCGGGGUAACUUCCCUGGGGUUUAUACAAGGCUGUCGAGUCCUGUCAUUUGGGACUGGAUUCAUGACCAUUUAAAUAAACCUGAUACCAGUGUUAAUAUUAAAUGACUACUAGACUUAAAGCUCUAUGUCCCCCAAGUGAUACAGAGGGAAACUAACGUAGAUAACCAGCCAGAUCAGUCCUGGGAAGUUCUCAUCUUCUGUGGCCUCUGCAAUGAUGCUUCGUGGCCAGGUCCAUUUUGGGUGGCCAUGCUUUCUUUUGCCUUGAGGAUUCCAGUCAAGAGCUUGCUUGGCAAAGUGACUUGGAUUCCUCCGGAGCGUACGGCCCACCCAUUUCCACUUUCG
Molecule: messenger RNA, 870 nt
Organism: Pieris rapae (cabbage white)
Lineage: Eukaryota; Metazoa; Arthropoda; Insecta; Lepidoptera; Pieridae
Product: trypsin-7-like
Exons: 3
Coding region: 109-633 (174 amino acids)
Biological process (GO): proteolysis
Molecular function (GO): serine-type endopeptidase activity
Source: RefSeq, a predicted model, not a curated record